Molecule: messenger RNA, 651 nt
Organism: Drepanopeziza brunnea f. sp. 'multigermtubi' MB_m1
Lineage: Eukaryota; Fungi; Ascomycota; Leotiomycetes; Helotiales; Drepanopezizaceae
Source: RefSeq, a predicted model, not a curated record
AUGUCUUCUUGUGCUCAUGGGUCCGGUUACAUGUUCCUACCGCCAACACUUGAGUUUCUUGCAGAGAAUUUCUGCUAUAUCGCUUCGGACCUAGACAUCGACCGCAACCUUCUUAGAUGUCGAUUCUGCGAUCUUGUCGAAACUUGGGCUCAGUGCGACAUCGCUGAUAAUGAAGGCAAAGCCGCUAUUACGGACCUUGAAGCAAAGAUCAUAGAGACCAAAAAAUUGCUCACUUCAGGCAAAACCAAGGAGGAUCUGACCAAUAUUCUCCCCACGUUGAAGAAGAAGCUCAGUGCGGUUGUCUGGGACACGGAUAUGAAGAUUAUAGAUGCGUGGAGGCCAUAUUGGGCAGUCUGGGGACCUGGAGAUGGCCCGGAACCACGGAACGAGAUUGUCGAGGAGCCAGUUAAAGAGGAUCUCGAGAUCCACGAUGAUGAGGAAGAUGAGGAGCACGAGGAGCACGACGAUCAUAAUGAUCCAGACUUUGAGAUGGACUUCCUGUCAGAGAAGCAAGAGGAGGAAUUUGAGGCCAAGCCUAAGAAGGUUGGCAAGAAAGGCAAAGGCAAGAAGCUCACUGCUCCUGGACCGAAACCGAGUGUCCCAAAUGGUACGAAGAAGAGGUCGAGAGUUCCGGAGUCGAAGCCGAAGUAG